Gastrolobium bilobum is the source of this 2397-nucleotide messenger RNA. RefSeq lists its product as uncharacterized. Lineage: Eukaryota; Viridiplantae; Streptophyta; Magnoliopsida; Fabales; Fabaceae. The transcript has a single exon. The record is from RefSeq and is a predicted model, not a curated record. Bases 1 to 2397 code for a protein of 798 amino acids.
AUGGCGGAAGAUAACCAAAAUCCACCUGAAGAACUGAUGAGUCACUUCUUAAACCCUAAUUUCUCGCAUCCAACUGCGAGUAUUAGGAGACCUCAAAUCCAUGCCAACAACUUUGAAAUAAAAGCCUCUUUCCUGAAUUUAAUUCAAAGUAAUCUAUUCGAAGGAGACCCGAUCGAAGACCCAAACCGCCACAUCACUAAAUUCUUACAAUUGUGCAGCCUCAUCAAAGCUAAUGGGGUUCCUCCUGAAGAAAUCCGUUUGAUGAUGUUUCCCUUUUCUUUAAAAGGAAGAGCACUUAAUUGGCUGGAAUUGCAACCUGCUAAUAGCAUCUCCACGUGGGAAGAUUUGGUUGAGAAAUUCCAAAAGAAGUUCUUCCCAUUAUCCCGAUUCUCUGAGUUGAAGGAACAAAUUGACAACUUCAAGCAACUCGAAGGCGAAUCUCUGUGCGUAGGAUGGGGAAGAUUUAAAGAACUAAUCAGGAGAUGUCCCCAAUACGUUUUAUCUAAUGGCGAGAAGGUCCGAAUUUUCUACAAAGGAGUUACUCCAACUUAUCGAGUACUUCUUAACGCUGCAGCUGGAGGGAGUAUCGGAGAAAUCACUCCCACAAGGGCUAUUGAAUUAAUUGAGAAGAUGGCAUCUGAAGACAACGAUGUCACACCAGUUCAACCUAAGAAAGGAGUGUUGCAGUUAGAUGGGUACGACGCUAUGUUAGCCAAACAAGACAAGAUGGAUCAAAGGUUGGAUUCACUUGUUAAACUCUUUACCCAAAAUCAAAUCUCUGCGGUUAAUUCGCAAUUUCCUGUAGUUUGCGACACUUGUGGUGGACCACACACUCCUGAAAACUGUGACGCUACAGUAACGAUUGAUCCGGCUCAGGUUCAUGGGAUCUGGAAUAACCAGAGGAGAGAAAAUCCUUAUGGAAAUACGUAUAAUCCGAGCUGGAGAAACCAUCCUGGUCUGUCAUACAAAUCUGGGCAUCAACAAAAUAAUGCAAAUUUCCAACAAGAUCAACCUAAUCAGAAAGCCGCUUGGGAAGUUGCAUUUGAAAAGAUGACUCAAUCUCAAACAAAUUUCGCAGAAGAAACGAGAGCAUCUUUUAAGAAUCAAGAAGCUUCCAUAAAGAAUCUGGAAAAUCAAAUCGGUCAGCUUGCUAGACAGAUGGCCGAAAGACCUCCAGGUAAUUUUCCUAGUGACACAAUCGUUAAUCCUAAAGGACAGUGUAAAGCUAUAACUACAAGAAGUGGAAUCGUAAUCACACCUGUAGAAAAGACUACCAUUGCAUCAAGCAGUAAAAACGACUCAGAAAAAGAAAAGCCUGCUGAAGAAAAUGUUGAUGGUCAUGUUGAUAGAGAUGUCACAAUUAUUGGAGGACCAUUAAAUGAUACCCCACGUAAAAAAAUCGUAAAGAAGCCUUCUUUGGAAGAACGAAUGAAAGCGUUGGGAGACAACCCGUAUGUUAAAGCCCCAUAUCCUCAAAGGCUGAAACAAUCAGCACAAAAGCAACAGUAUUCUAAAUUUUUAGAAAUGUUUAAAAAGCUGCAAAUAAAUAUUCCAUUCGUUGAAGCCUUAGAAAAUAUGCCAAGUUAUGCAAAGUUUAUGAAAAGUUUGCUUUCAAGAAAGCACAAGCUUAAAGAAGAAAUGGAAACAGUGUCUUUGACAGCGGAAUGCAGUGCUAUUAUUCAAAAGAAAAUACCACCAAAGCUUCAAGAUCCUGGUAGUUUCAGCAUUUCUUGCACUAUCGGGAAUGUUCAUGUGGGUAAGGCAUUGUGCGACUUAGGGGCGAGCAUCAACUUGAUGCCACUAUCCUUUGCCAAAUCUUUGGGAAUCACUGAACUAAAAUCCACACUUCUGUCAUUGCAAUUGGCAGACAGAUCUAUAAAGAGGCCUGAAGGAGUGGUUGAAGAUGUGUUGGUAAAAGUAAAUGACUAUAUUUUCCCUGCAGAUUUUGUGGUUUUAGAUAUGGAAGCAGAUACUGAAGUACCUCUUCUCUUAGGAAGACCUUUCUUAGCCACAGCUAGAGUCUUAAUUGAUGUUGAGCAGGGAGAGCUUCUAUUUAGGGUCAAUGGUGAGCAAUUUACAGUCAAUGUUUUUGAAGCCAUGAAAUGCCCAGAAGAAAAAGGUGACUGUUUUCAAAUCGACGUGAUUGACAAAGCUGUAGCAGCAAUCACAGAUGAAAUUAAUGCAGCACCAACAAUUACAGAAUUAUUUGCUAGGAUUUUACAAACUCCUGAACCGCUAAAUGAAGCUUUGUUGGAAGAAGUUGUAAAAGCAAUUGAUAUUGUCGUCGACGAUGAGCCUGGAUCUUUAGACCUUGAAUCUCAAGAAAAUAAGACAACAACUGUCCAAACACCUGAAUUUCCGAAGUUAGAAUUAAAAGAACUUCCACCCACCUUGUAA